GAGACUUGUCUGCGCACGCGCGGUUCGCUGCUGGGGAUGCGCCGGGAAGUGUCGAGUCCCCAGCAGCGAUCGGCGUUGAGCACGAAACUCAAAAUGUCCACUGAAGGUCAAAGGGUCGACGACAGUCCAAGCACUAGUGGAGGAAGCUCUGAUGGAGACCAACGAGAAGGUGUUCAAAAUGAACAAGAAAGGGAAAAGGUUCAGCCUAAGAAGAAAGAAGGGAAGAUAUCCAGCAAAACUGCUGCCAAACUGUCCACGAGUGCCAAAAGAAUUCAAAAAGAACUUGCAGAAAUAACACUGGAUCCUCCUCCCAACUGCAGUGCUGGACCCAAAGGAGAUAACAUAUAUGAAUGGAGAUCAACUAUUCUAGGUCCCCCUGGCUCUGUAUAUGAAGGAGGUGUUUUCUUCUUAGAUAUCACAUUCUCACCAGAUUACCCAUUUAAACCACCAAAGGUGACAUUUCGGACAAGAAUCUACCACUGCAACAUUAACAGCCAAGGUGUCAUCUGCCUUGAUAUCUUGAAAGACAACUGGAGCCCGGCACUGACCAUUUCUAAAGUUCUCCUCUCCAUCUGCUCCCUGCUCACAGACUGUAACCCUGCUGAUCCUCUUGUUGGAAGUAUCGCCACUCAGUACAUGACCAACAGAGCAGAGCAUGACAGGAUGGCCAGACAGUGGACCAAGAGAUACGCUACAUAGGAUUUAUUAUAGUGGACCUGAGCAAGCACAUUCACUAAGUGCAUCAAUAGCUCCUUUAUUUUUUAUUUUUUGUUAUUUCUUUUUUUUUUUUUUAUUUACAUUUUGUGACAAAAUACUGUAUGUCCUUUUUAUUAAGACUUUGUUAACUUGAAUUCCCCCCAAAAUAUGUGGGGAUUUUAGUUUGUGUGUAAGAAUUGUUGAAUAUGUGAUAGCAUAGAGCUUUGUUUGAAAGCCUUGUAUCAAUAUUUGUGUUUUUCUUUUUGUUUUUUUAGGAAGAUGGGGAACUGUAUUUCAAAUUCAGUUACCUCCUCUCUAUAUUUACUUAGUAUUAGAUUUGAUUAUUUUUUUUUAUUUUUUUUUUUUAUAUAUAUUUUUUUUGUACCUAAAGUCUUUCAUGGUUGGUGCAUGCUUCUGGGGAAGAGUGUUUUAUAAAUAACAUUUAAAAGAAAGAAUCACUGUGCAAAAAAUAUGCUGUGUUUGCCCAUUAAGGACUUUCUAAAUGAACAAAAAGGGGUAUUUUGGGCUAUUUAAAGUUGCUUGUAAAUUACUUUAGCAGGAUGUGAAGCGGUUAAUGUACACUUAUUUUAUGAAACACUCAAUAAAAACACUGCAAAAUAUG
Messenger RNA from Hyla sarda, 1318 nucleotides. RefSeq names its product ubiquitin-conjugating enzyme E2 E2. NCBI's taxonomy places the organism in Eukaryota, Metazoa, Chordata, Amphibia, Anura, Hylidae. Gene Ontology annotation, biological process: protein polyubiquitination. The transcript is spliced from 6 exons. Gene Ontology annotation, cellular component: nucleus. The record is from RefSeq and is a predicted model, not a curated record. Gene Ontology annotation, molecular function: ubiquitin conjugating enzyme activity. Bases 37 to 699 code for a protein of 220 amino acids.